This is a messenger RNA of Gavialis gangeticus (Gharial), 5030 nucleotides long. It is a transcript of the gene MCTP1, whose product is annotated as multiple C2 and transmembrane domain containing 1. The coding region runs from base 148 to 2220 and encodes 690 amino acids. Gene Ontology annotation, cellular component: synaptic vesicle membrane. Gene Ontology annotation, biological process: regulation of neurotransmitter secretion. NCBI's taxonomy places the organism in Eukaryota, Metazoa, Chordata, Crocodylia, Gavialidae. Gene Ontology annotation, molecular function: calcium ion binding. The transcript is spliced from 20 exons. The record is from RefSeq and is a predicted model, not a curated record.
CACAGCAGCAAGCAAGCAAGCAAAGAGGCUGCUCUUACUAGCUAGAGGCAUACAGCAUUGCUGAGCAGUUGAGAGUUCCCAAGGCUAGUUUUAGAUAUGCAUGUGCCUUUGUGAAGCAAAAGAUGCUUUAUUCCUGCCUAUUCCACUAUGCUAGAUAGCUGUAAGCUGAAAACUGGAGGAACUUUGCCAUUUGGAUACAAUAAGAGAACAAAUGCAGUUGGGUCCAGUAAUGCAGAUCUCCUGUCAGCUAAUCCAGGAAUGUACCAGUUGGACAUCACAUUGAAGAAGGGACAAAAUUUAGCAGCACGGGAUCGUGGAGGGACCAGCGAUCCAUAUGUCAAGUUUAAAAUUGGAGGAAAAGAAGUGUUUAGAAGUAAAACAAUACACAAGAACCUCAAUCCUGUGUGGGAGGAAAAAACUUGCAUUCUUGUUGAUCAUCUUAGGGAGCCUUUAUAUAUAAAGGUCUUUGAUUAUGACUUUGGGCUUCAAGAUGACUUCAUUGGCUCUGCGUUUUUGGAUCUUGCUGCAUUAGAAUUAAACAGACCAACAGAUGUUACCCUGAGUCUAAAGGAUACUCAUUAUCCUGACCAUGAUAUGGGAACUAUAUUACUAUCAGUACUAAUGGCUCCAAGAGAAGAGCAAAAGGAAGUGACAAUGCUAAUGAGGAAGAGUUGGAAAAGAUCAAGUAAGUUUCAGACCCAGAGUUUACGUCUGUCAGACCUUCACAGAAAAUCUCAACUAUGGAGAGGGAUAGUCAGUGUCACUUUGAUAGAGGGUCGUGGUCUCAAGGCUAUGGAUGCAAAUGGGUUGAGUGAUCCUUAUGUGAAGUGCCGUUUGGGGCAUCAGAAAUACAAGAGCAAGAUUGUGCCAAAAACUUUGAAUCCUCAGUGGAGAGAGCAGUUUGACUUUCAUCUCUAUGAAGAGAGAGGUGGAAUUAUUGAUAUUACUGUGUGGGACAAAGAUGCUGGCAAGAGGGAUGAUUUUAUUGGCAGGUGCCAGGUUGACCUGUCGGCCCUGAGUAAAGAACAAACUCACAAGCUGGAGUUGCAGCUGGAGGAAGGAGAAGGAUGCCUGGUAUUGCUGGUCACCCUGACAGCCUCAGCUGCAGUCAGUAUCUCUGACCUCUCUGUCAACUCCUUGGAGGACCAGAAAGAGCGAGAAGAAAUACUGAAGAGAUAUAGCCCAAUGAGGAUGUUUCAUAAUCUGAAGGAUGUGGGAUUUCUACAAGUGAAGGUCAUCAGAGCAGAAGCAUUGAUGGCAGCUGAUGUUACAGGUAAAAGUGACCCAUUUUGUGUAGUUGAGUUGAACAAUGACAGACUGCUGACACAUACAGUCUACAAGAAUCUCAACCCUGAAUGGAACAAAGUCUUCACAUUCAAUAUUAAAGAUAUCCACUCAGUUCUGGAAGUGACAGUUUAUGAUGAAGAUCGAGAUCGGAGUGCUGACUUUCUGGGCAAAGUUGCUAUACCAUUGCUGUCUAUUCAAAAUGGUGAACAGAAAGCCUACGUCUUGAAAAACAAGCAGCUGACAGGGCCAACAAAGGGGGUCAUCUAUCUUGAAAUAGAUGUGAUUUUUAAUGCUGUGAAAGCCAGCAUACGAACAUUAAUGCCCAAAGAACAGAAGUACAUUGAAGAGGAAAACAGACUGUCUAAACAGCUGCUACUAAGAAACUUCAUCCGCAUGAAGCGUUGUGUCAUGGUACUUAUAAAUGCUGCCUACUAUGUAAACAGUUGCUUUGACUGGGAUUCACCUCCAAGGAGUCUUGCUGCUUUUGUGGUAGUGGAGGACAUGCUAGAGGACGAGGAAGAAGAGGAUGACAGAGAUGACAAGGAUAGUGAAAAGAAAGGAUUUAUUAAUAAACUUUAUGCCAUCCAAGAGGUUUGUGUCAGUGUCCAAAAUGUCCUUGAUGAAGUGGCUUCACUUGGAGAAAGGAUAAAGAAUACAUUCAACUGGACUGUCCCAUUCUUAAGCUGGCUGGCAAUUGUUGCCCUCUGUGUGUUCACAGUCAUCCUGUAUUUCAUUCCACUGAGAUACAUUGUCCUUGUCUGGGGCAUCAAUAAAUUUACAAAGAAACUUCGAAGUCCAUAUGCAAUUGAUAACAAUGAGCUACUUGACUUCCUUUCCAGAGUCCCUUCAGAUGUACAAGUGGUGCAAUACCAAGAACUGAAACAUGAUCCCAGUCACAGCCCAAGUAAGAGGAAGAAAAACAAUCCUGGCUAACCAGCUUCAUGUUCGGAGAGGACUAGCAUCUGCUGGGGGAAGAUAAAAGGAAAAGCCCAAAGCCUAAGCAGCACUUCCUUUCUUUAAGCUUUUUAUUUUGCCUUUUUAUCCAAUGGAGAGAAUUUGUAAAUAUUGUACAAAGGCAUUUACCAUUGAAACUAUACUUACUUACCAUUGUAGAGACAAAUUUGGUGAAGGUUUAAAGUAUGGCUUAUGCUUGUGUGAAAGCCUUAUAAAAAACAUAACCCAUUACACGGAUUAAUGUAAAAUAAGAACUGGCAGAUAUUUUGUAAUGUAGGAGAAGGCACAUAUAAAUAAAUAUUCAAGUCAUGCUGAUUAAAUCUGCAAAAAUGUAAAUUUAAAUCUGAUUCAAAAAAGGCAAGUGAAGUUUUAUUUGUGAGCAUUAAUAUUUGUAUUGUUAGUCUCCAUUACGCUUUUUCUAUGUUUAUACAUUUCAAGAGAAAUACAGUGCGAUGGAACCUACUGCACUUCAGUUUUAUCAGAAAUCCUGAACUUUAGAUCCCAAUGUUAACAUCUUGUACAAUGUAUUCAUGCUGACUAGGACUGCUUGUAAGCUCAUUAAGUGUAUACCAAGUGUAAAUCCCUUUCUGGGACUCCAUUCACUGAAGAAGUUACCUGCCACUUUUAUCAUUCCAUCAUAAGAUUUUAAAAUACAUACAUCUCUCUAAAAAUACUGCCAGGUUUGUAAUUGCAUAUGUAACUUUUUAUAUGUACCACUAAUCUUAAUUUGUACUAACUAGUUUGCACCUGACCUCAGUACUUUAUUCGCUAAAAAAAAUAUCAUCACACUAAAUCCAUCUCGCUUCAGGUGUCAGAUUAUGAACACCAUUUGUGCAUAUACAAAUUUUAAUACCAAACUUACAGAAAAUGUUUUUGCAUUCUAAUUGCAAGGUCAUAUUUUAAAUGCUUUAUGGCAUAUUUCAUUAUGUGUUACCCAUGUGAAAUAUAGUGUAAAAAUGCAGUGUGGUAAAAGUGAUAUUCCAGUUUAUUUCUUUAGUUAAUUAUAUAAUUGGUCCUUCUGAUACAGCUGUGCCCUAUUGCAUUGCAUGUAAAUUCAAUGAAACAUACAGAAAAAUGGUUUCUAUUUAAAAUAUUUUAAAUAGUUGUUGGAUAAUGAAUACUUUGGGACAUAGUCUUACGUCUCUGCAUGGAGAGUUAUACACCUGGCUCUCCAUAUAGCAAGUUGAGAGUAUGUUACUAAGGGCCUCAUUGUAUGUCUGCUACUUAAAUCUCCUUGUGAUGUCAGAGGGAAUUUGGUCCAAGUGAAAACUGAAGGACUACACCCUCAAUAACUAAGCGAUCCAUGCCCUACCCUGUGAAACAUCUGGCUUUUUGUUGCAAUUGCUGGGAAAGUUUGUGUUGCAAUACUGUAACAAUACAUUUUGAUAAAGGAUAUUUAGGAGGAAUAUGCAGGGAGUUGAAUGUAUAUAUUAAUGUCUAAAGAAUUAUUCUUUAGCUGCAUUGCUCUUUAGAACUAUUUUAAAAUUAUUUUUAUGUUAAAGAUAUGUUGCUAAUUAAUGUUUCUUAUAGGAGAACUAUUUUGAUCUUUUCUGUUUGUACAAAGCUCUGGAGAGAAUGCCAGUCAUAUUACCUUUCUGUAGAAAGGCUCUGACCUAAAUAUGCUCCAAAUAGAUCAUCAUGUUAUAGUGAUCUAUUUAAAAGGCAUACAUAUCUAUCCUGUCAUCAUUCAUUGCUGAAGAACAAUACACCAUUAACGAUGUCAACCUUAUUAACGACCUUUAUCGAUAAGACUUUUGUUUGCAAUAACUUUCAAUUUGAUAAUGUAAAAAAUUGUUCUGCGCCGACAAUGUCUACAGACUUCCUCUGAUAUACUGCAAGCCUUGCACUCUUUUGCUAUUGUCCAUCAUUCUGUGUGAAACUUCAUGUUUGUUUAGCUGUGCUCAAUUUUCAUCUGUUUAUUUCAGUGAUAGCGUCUAACAUUUGUCCAUUUACUGCAUUAAACACAGACACUUUUAUGUAUAUCAGUAUUUUAGGUAUUUGGCAGCAUUUUUCUUUGUUAUCCUACACCCACAUGUUCCUAUGUAUUAUAUGGUGAAAGACAUAUCAACUGAAGCUGAAUGAAAACUUAAUGUUGCAGUACUGAGUGGUAUUUUUCAGGAUCAAAAUUAAAAGGAGAAAUUCUGGUGGAGUGGGGAAUCUACUGGUUAAUAAAAUUAUUUAAAUUAUUUGAUGCCUUCACUAUUUACAGUCUCGCUACAUGCAGAAUGCAUCAAAGCAACACCAUUGCCUUAAAUUACCUUCACAGGGUUACCUGCACCAGUAAGAAAACAGUUUCUUCACCAAAAUGUCAGUGAUUUGGUUAUGAGCCCAUUCUCUCUCUGCCACAUGUUCAAUUUAAGGCAUGAUGGAAGCCAGCCAAAAUAUAUGGGGCACAUUUUGUUGAAUAAUUUUGUGGCUGGUUUCCCAUUUUGUCUCACUAUUAAUUGCCUGAACAUGUGGCUAGGUUACUAUUUAAGUUGCUAUUAACAAGUUAAUCAGGUCUUAAGUGUAACAUCUGCCAGGAGCUUUAAUCAGAAGGACUCUGGGUUUUAUUCAUAACUUCACGACUAACUCAAAAUAUGAACAUUACUUGGGCUGGUUAUUCUUCAGUUUCACUUUGCAAAGAAAAGAAAUGGUUCUCACAGUGGUAUUAUGGCUUUAGUGAAAGGUGCUGCCAUAGUGCAGAUAACAUUUUGAAUAUUUUUUUUCACAUUUACUUAUACUGCAGAAAGUUUUGUUAUCCUUGAGUUCAAAUAUUAGUGAAAUAUAAAUGGUUUAAUUUUAAAAGG